GUAAAUGCUUGGUGUUGCCAGCAUCUGAGAUCCAAACCAAGGUGGGCGGGUCUUCAAGGUCUGUUUAACUCGAGAUCAUCAAGCUUGUUACUUCAGUUCUUGUCGAGAUUCUCAACCGAAUCGAUCCAAGCCAAAGCUUGAUCAUCAUCAGUAGUCAAAAUUUGGAUAUAACUCAUUAUUAUAUAUUUAAUAGUCAGUGUUGUUUUAUCAUUAAUAUAAUAAUAAAAGUGGAUAUCAGUGAUUUGUUUUGUUUGGUUUUAUCAGUGGAAUUAUUUUUUUUUAAUUAUUAGUUUUACCACGUGAGAUGACGGUUACUAAUUCGAAUUAUUCAAUGAUGAAACCGUGCAUAUCUACAUACCCUUAUCAAGUAGAUCUUGGAUCAAUUCCCGGGCAAGGGCGAUAUAAUCAAUUGGGAGGUGUUUUUAUCAAUGGAAGACCAUUACCUACUCACAUACGGUUAAAAAUUGUUCAAUUGGCAGCAGCUGGAAUCCGACCUUGUUCAAUAUCUAGACAACUACGAGUAUCACAUGGAUGCGUGUCAAAGAUAUUGAACCGAUACCAAGAGACCGGUAGCAUUCGUCCAGGAGUUAUUGGUGGAAGCAAACCCCGUGUGGCGACUCCGGAAAUAGAGGCCCGAGUAGAAGAAUACAAACGUAAGAACCCUUCAAUAUUUUCGUAUGAAGUACGCGAUCGUCUGAUCGAAGAUGGUCUUUGCGAUCGCACUACAGUACCAAGUCUUUCAGCACUCUCAAGACUCCUGAGGAAUCGUGAUCCCGAGCAAAAUGAGAGUACCAUGGCAUCAUUACCCGACGGAAAAAUCAACUCUGGGUCUGACUGCGAGAGUGAACCGGGAAUUCCGCUGAAGCGCAAGCAAAGAAGAAGUCGGACGACAUUCACCGCUCAUCAGCUUGAUGAAUUAGAGGCCUCAUUUAAACGGACUCAGUACCCGGACAUUUACACUCGGGAAGAACUCGCUCAGAGGACCAAGCUCACCGAGGCGAGAAUUCAAGUCUGGUUCAGCAACAGGCGAGCUAGACUUAGAAAAACCCAAAAUUCUGCACCACCACCAGCCCCACCACCACCUGGAUACAUGCCCAGUUAUCCAACAAAUGGUUACCUUCAUUCAGGACAUCCUCAUGGACAUCAUGUAUAUCCUGGGCACGGAGCAGCUACUACAGGUGCUGCGCCAGUCGCCAAUCUUCCCACACAUCCAACGCAGGCUCACUUGCAAGAAUCUUCAUUCUCACAAGAUUUAUAUUCAGCGCUUCCUGAUAUUACAAUGGAACAAAAUUUACGUUUAACCUGCAACACAUCCUCCUCAUCAUAUAUCUUACCAUCAAGUUACCCCCCAUCAACACUGGUCCCGAGCAACGAACCAUCUCAACAGGUUCAAUCUUAUCACCAGCAUUCACACCAACUUCCACCUACCCCAAACUCCAUUUCAAACAUUAUAUCCGAACAAUUGUCACCUUCGACUGAUCUCACCUCGAUCGGAUCAGUCUCGCCAACAGAACACCACCAAAGACUUCAACAACAGCCAGGAAGUCAGAAUGAGUCCCCACCCACUUGGAAUCAACAUCCUACUAUUAAUGGACGACUUCACUCUCCCUCGGGGAUCCACCAUCAAACUUACACUGGGCAUCAUCAAUCUUUCACUGGCUACACGUCAAACGGGUUUCAACAACCAUCUAGAUCUUCUUUUUGGUAUAAUCACUCACAGUAAAUUUUACAAAUUAUUAUUUAAUUUAUCAAUUUUUAUGUUUAAUCCUGUCAAUAUUAACUUUCCGAUUUAUAAUUAAACUCAGUGAUCAGUUUAGUGUCAAAAUAUAUAUCAAACUAUCGAAAAAAAAAUUAUAAUCCUUUAUCUCUUCUUAACGUGCGUUCCACUAAAUGCUCAAACGAUCGCGCUGCGUGUAUUUAGAUUUUAAAUAAGAUUUUGGUCGUUUUUAGCGCUUAGCGGAACGCGCCCUUAUUGGUUAGGAUUAUAGCGCGCGUUAUUUAAAUUUAUAAUUAAUUUUAAAUUGUUUUAAUUAAUACCAAAUACU
Cotesia glomerata is the source of this 2045-nucleotide messenger RNA. RefSeq names its product protein gooseberry-like. The record is from RefSeq and is a predicted model, not a curated record. Gene Ontology annotation, molecular function: RNA polymerase II cis-regulatory region sequence-specific DNA binding; DNA-binding transcription factor activity, RNA polymerase II-specific. NCBI's taxonomy places the organism in Eukaryota, Metazoa, Arthropoda, Insecta, Hymenoptera, Braconidae. The coding region runs from base 305 to 1723 and encodes 472 amino acids. Gene Ontology annotation, biological process: regulation of transcription by RNA polymerase II; anatomical structure development. The transcript is spliced from 5 exons.